AUCUCAGUCUCCCUGAAGCUGCAGUCGGAGGUCGUGGAGAACGGGGAGAACUUCUCUGUAGGAGAGAGACAGCUGAUGUGUAUGGCCAGAGCACUGCUCAAACUCGAAGAUCAUCUUGUUGGACGAGGCGACGGCCGAUCGACUCAGAGACGGACUCUGAUCCAGCACACCAUCAGAGACGCGUUCCAGGACUGUACCAUGCUGACUAUCGCUCACCGCAUUAACACUGUCCUGGAGUCAGAUCGUAUACUGGUCAUGGGACGCCGGAAGGGUGGUUGAGUGUGACAGUCCAGAGGUCCUGAUGCAGAGACCAGAUUCUCAGUUUGCAGCUCUCCUGACUGCAGCCAACACCGUCAACACAUGAGCCUGGACACACUCCCAUCUGUAGUCUGGACACACCCCCAUCUGUAGUCUGGACACACCCCCAUCUCUAGUCUGGACACACCUCCAUCUGUAGUCUGGACACACCUCCAUCUGCAGUCUGGACACACCCCCAUGAGUCUGGUCACACCUCCAUCUGCAGUCUGUACACACCCCCUUGAGUCUGGACACACCUCCAUCUGCAGUCUGGACACACCUCCAUCUGCAGUCUGGUCACACCCCCUUGAGUCUGGACACACAUCCAUAUGCAGUCUGGACACACAUCCAUCUGCAGUCUGGACACACAUCCAUCUGCAGUCUGGUCACACCUCCAUCUGCAGUCGGGACACAUCCAUCUGCAGUCUGGUCACACAUCCAUCUGCAGUCUGGACACACAUCCAUCUGCAGUCUGGUCACACCUCCAUCUGCAGUCUGGACACACAUCCAUCUGCAGUCUGGUCACACAUCCAUCUGCAGUCUGGACACACAUCCAUCUGCAGUCUGGACACACCUCCAUCUGCAGUCUGGACA
Oncorhynchus gorbuscha (pink salmon) is the source of this 891-nucleotide messenger RNA. Its product is annotated as ATP-binding cassette sub-family C member 12-like. Gene Ontology annotation, molecular function: ATPase-coupled transmembrane transporter activity. The annotation marks the transcript as partial. Gene Ontology annotation, cellular component: membrane. Gene Ontology annotation, biological process: transmembrane transport. The transcript has 3 exons. NCBI's taxonomy places the organism in Eukaryota, Metazoa, Chordata, Actinopteri, Salmoniformes, Salmonidae. The record is from RefSeq and is a predicted model, not a curated record.